AUGGCAACGUAUGAGUGCGAAAAGGAUAAUUCAAGUAGUGAUAGUGACGAAAAUCAAGACUCAUCGUCUCAAUCUUCAGAAUUUCAAAGUGAAAAUGAUGUCACAACUGAGUCUUCGAUAGAUUCAGAAACAACUUCUGCUCGAAAUUCCUCUCCGUCAACUGUUGAUCAAGAUUUAAAUGAUUCCGAUGCUCCAGUGGAACAACCGAGUCCGUUACGUUCUUUUUCUUUUGAACCACUUUUAUCACCAUCUGAAUCAUCCACAUUAACGAUAGAUAAUAAUGAUAAUAAUGAUGAUGGAAAUGAUAGUGGUAGUGACGAUAAUGUUAGUAUAGGUAAUGCCAGUAGCGAUAAUGGUAGAGAUGCCAAUGAUAGUAGCGAUAACGAUAGAAACGAUAAUGUUAGUGCAGGUAAUGGUAGUGACGAUAAUUCCACUAGCGAUAAUGAUACAAAUCAUAAUGAUAACAGCGAUAGCGUUAGGGAUGAUAAUGGUAGUGACGAUAAUAACAGUAGCGAUAAUGAUAGAGAUGAUAAUGAUACUAGCGAUAGCGAAAGAGACGAUAAUGGUAGUAGCGACAAUGACGUCGAUAACGGAAACGACAAUGAAAUUCGAUGGUUCGAUAACCCUAUUUAUCAAAACGCCGAUAUUUGUGGUGGUGAAGCUUUGAAUCAGAUUUUAAAAGUUUAUGUUUCAAAUCGAUUAACUAAAAAAGCUUUAGGAGACAUAUUAAACCUAAUGCAUUCGUUAUUACCGAAUGACCACACACUUCCAACAACGAAAUAUCAAUUAUUUAAAUUAAUCGAUGAUAUUUUACCUCAGGAAGCAGAUUACACAACAAAGCAUAGGAUUUGUUCUGACUGCCUUAACCUCGUCGGAGAAUGGACAGACACAUUAGAUGUGCAAAUCUAUCCACGUUGUAAUGAAUAUCGUCGUCUUAAAACGAUAGCUAUACCUGGUCAAUAUGACUUUUUCUUGAUCUAG
Leptopilina boulardi is the source of this 981-nucleotide messenger RNA. RefSeq names its product clumping factor A-like. The transcript has 3 exons. The coding region runs from base 1 to 981 and encodes 326 amino acids. Lineage: Eukaryota; Metazoa; Arthropoda; Insecta; Hymenoptera; Figitidae. The record is from RefSeq and is a predicted model, not a curated record.